AUGUUGCGGCUGAACCACCGGUUAACCGUCGAUUCGUCGAUUUUGCAGCAACUGAACCGGAACCUGCCCGGCAAGUUGCCGGGCUGGUUCUGGUUCGACCCGGCGAACCGGGUCAACCAACCUAUUGACCCGGUUACGGGCUCGGGCCGGUUGAACCGGCGGGUUGAACCGCCUGUAAACCGGCGGUUCGCCGGUAUUGCAGCAACUGAACUGGAACCAGCCCGGCAAGCUGCAGUCGCCGUCGACCGGCUGUCGCAGGGAGGGAGCGCCAAGGUCGCCGCAGUUGAAACAACUUGCGAAAUGGCUUCGUCCCUUGCGACUGCUCCGGCCGAAGAAGAUGAUAACAGCGGCAGCGACGACUCUUCUCCUUCCUUCGAUGCGCCGGCGCCGGCGUUGUUGUCGUUGGAUCCACCGGAAGCUUCGCCGUCACCUGAAGGAUCCUCGCCUCCCGAGGAUGGGGAUGGGGAUGCGGACGCCGAUGACACCCCGAAUAGUGCUCCGCCGCCUAAAGCAAAUAGCUCCAAGAGCAAGCCGUCGCCGUCCUCCAAGACGCCGACGGCGACGGGGGGAUCUUCCUCGGGGAAAUCGUCCCCCGAGUCCAAAGGCGGCGGCAGCGGCGGCGGCGGCGGCGGAUUCUCUCCCCCGUCCGUCCCUUCUGCGUCCGGCAACCGGACGUCCCGGGACGGGGGAAGCCAAUCUAAGUCGCUGCCGUCUCCGUCCGGUGACUCGGAAGCGUCGCCGUCGAGCGGCAGCUCCGACGUCCAUCUUCCCCUCGUGCUCGGGGUCGCCGGCGGCGUCGUGCUGUUCCUGGUCCUGAUGAUCGUGUCGCUCGUGCUCUGCUCCAGGAAGAAGAAGAAACCCGUGCAGUACUACGAUAAAGGCGGGUACUACAACGCCGGUUCGCUGCCGCGGUGGCAAAACGGAGGCGAGUACGGCGGUAGCAACAGGCCGCCGCAGCCAGGAGCCGGUUGGCGAUCACCUCAGCCGGCGGGGACCAUGCCGAUCAGCGAGGACAUAAGCGGGCCCUACUCGGGCGGCUUCCACGGCCCGCCUCUGCCGCCGCCGUCGCCCGGGAUGAUGCCGAUGGUCUUCAACCAGAGCAGCUUCACCUACGACGAGCUCGCGGCGGCCACCAACGGCUUCUCCCGGGACAACCUCCUCGGUCAGGGCGGCUUCGGCUACGUCUACAAGGGCGUGCUCCCCAACCGGAAGGAGGUGGCGGUGAAGCAGCUCAAGGCCGGCAGCGGCCAGGGCGAGCGCGAGUUCCAGGCGGAGGUCGAGAUCAUCAGCCGCGUCCACCACCGCCACUUGGUCUCUCUCGUCGGCUACUGCAUCGCCGGCCCCCAGCGCCUUCUGGUCUACGAGUUCGUCGCCAACAACACCCUCGAGCACCAUCUCCACGGCAAAGGUCUUCCGACGAUGGAGUGGCAGAACAGGCUGAAGAUCGCCAUUGGAUCCGCCAAGGGCCUCGCCUAUCUACACGAAGACUGCCAUCCUCGAAUCAUCCAUCGCGACAUCAAGACCGCCAACAUCCUCCUCGACAAUAAGUUCGAAGCCAUGGUGGCCGAUUUUGGAUUGGCGAAGCUGUCGUCGGACACCAACACCCAUGUUUCGACUCGAGUGAUGGGGACUUUCGGUUACUUAGCGCCGGAGUACGCGUCGAGUGGGAAGCUGACGGAAAAGUCCGACGUGUUCUCCUUCGGCGUCAUGCUCCUCGAGCUGGUCACGGGCCGAAGGCCGGUGGACAACUUCUCCGACAUGGACGAGAGCCUCGUGGAUUGGGCAAGGCCGGUUCUUGGGCGAGCGCUGGCCGACGGCAACUUCGACGAGCUCGCGGACCCCAGACUGGAGGACAAGUACAACGCCAACGAGAUGGCGCGCAUGGCCGCCUGCGCCGCCGCCAGCGUUCGACACUCUGCCAGAAGGCGUCCAAAAAUGAGCCAAAUUGUGCGAGCAUUGGAGGGAGACGUAUCGCUGGACGACUUGAACGAGGGGGUGAAGCCCGGGCAAAGCUCCAUGUUCAGUGGGUCGGGUUCGGACAUGGACUCCAAUUCGUACUCGACCAACAUAAGGCGGUUCAGGGAGAUCGCGCUCGGGGGCAAUGACGGCUACAGUAAUGACUACAACAGUACGGGCAUGACGAGCGAGUACGGCGCGAACCUCUCGGAGUCGAGCAGCUCGGGAGAAAUGGCUUACGGCGAAGGCCGGAGAAAGAAGCCUUCUCCGUACGGAGUGUGAGAAAUAGAUGGAA
Molecule: messenger RNA, 2251 nt
Organism: Zingiber officinale
Lineage: Eukaryota; Viridiplantae; Streptophyta; Magnoliopsida; Zingiberales; Zingiberaceae
Product: proline-rich receptor-like protein kinase PERK4
Exons: 10
Coding region: 1-2238 (745 amino acids)
Biological process (GO): protein phosphorylation
Molecular function (GO): ATP binding; protein kinase activity
Source: RefSeq, a predicted model, not a curated record